This is a messenger RNA of Raphanus sativus (radish), 648 nucleotides long. RefSeq lists its product as uncharacterized. Bases 23 to 418 code for a protein of 131 amino acids. Lineage: Eukaryota; Viridiplantae; Streptophyta; Magnoliopsida; Brassicales; Brassicaceae. The record is from RefSeq and is a predicted model, not a curated record. The transcript has a single exon.
CCACUUAACCCCCAAAAAAAACAUGUUCACAAAACCGAUCUUUUUAGCUUCCCUUCUCCUCAUCAUCUUCGUCUCUGCAACUCACUCAGCUCGUCACAAGAGCGGUAACGAUGGUUCAGGAUUCGGAGGUGUACCCGGAUUUGACGGAAUACCCGGAUUCGGAAACGGGUUCCCGGGGACCGGAGUGGGCGGUGGAUAUGGCGGAGGGUACGGUGGUCCGAGCGGUGGUUACGGAAAAGGAGGUGUGGUGAGGCCGACCGUGACUUGUAGAGUGAAAGGUCCUUGUAACGGUAAGAAGCUGAGGUGUCCGGCCAAGUGUUUCAGCUCUUUUAGCCGCUCAGGGAAAGGAUACGGCGGUGGAGGAGGAGGUGGUGGAUGCACUAUGGAUUGUAAGAAGAAGUGUAUUGCUUAUUGUUAGAGAUAAAAAAUAUCGCAUCUUUUAUAAUAUAUAGUCAUUACAAUGAUUAUAUAUUGCUGCCGUAUGCUAUGUUGUUCUAGCUUAUAGUUGAUGAACAUAAGGAUCCUUUUGUCUGGAUUCGGAUGUAGUAGUUUUUAUAUGCAUAAUAUAUGGUUUGUGAUCAAUAAAUGAGGAAACUUAGCGGUUUUCUCAAUUUGGUUUUGUUGUAUGAGAGGUUACGAGUUUUCUUA